GGCUUCCGCAGUAGUGGCAUUCGUGGACCCCACCAAAACUCCCUUGGAGCUCUGACGUUGCCACCUUUCCACCAUAACACAGCGAGGAAUAGACAAAAUGCGUGUACCUUUGAUCAGACUUCAGUGCGGUGUAAACAGCUACGAUUGGGGAAAGGUCGGCAAGGACUCUGCUGCCGCCAAAUUCCACGCUGCUACGGCCUCAGAAGACUUCUCUAUCCAAGAGGACAAGCCCUAUGCUGAGCUAUGGAUGGGCACCCACCCCUCCCUUCCUUCGAAGGAUCUCGAGACCCAGCGCUCGCUCCUUGACCUCGUCCAGGAGAACCAAGCUCUCCUUUCCACCGACAUAGCAGAGCGCUACGAGAACAAGCUGCCCUUCCUGUUCAAGGUUCUCUCGAUCGGCAAGGCGCUGAGCAUCCAGGCCCACCCAAACAAGAAGCUUGCGGAGCAAUUGCACAAGAGGGACCCCAAGAACUACCCAGAUGAUAACCAUAAGCCUGAGAUGACCAUCGCCGUCACGCCCUUCGAUGGACUCUGCGGCUUCCGACCCCUCGCCGAGAUUGCGCAUUUCCUCCAGACCAUCCCAUCGCUGCGGAGACUCGUUGGUGAGGAGGAGGCUAAGAAUUUCGAAGAAACGAUCAAGGGCAAGGAGACAUCUGACAAGGGGGAAGACGUCAAGGCCAACAAGAAGGCUUUGCAGUCGGCGUUUACGAAGGUCAUGAACACAGACCAUGACGCUCUUGUCUCUGCAGCUAAGGAGCUCAUUUCUGCUGCCAAUUCGGAGGGCUCGUCCUUUGCUGGCAAUGGCGGCCCUUCGAACGACGGCCAGGAGCUUGCUGACCUUGUUGUUCGCCUGGACUCGCAGUUUCCUGGAGAUAUCGGCCUGUUUGUCCAAUUCUUCCUCAACUAUGUCAAGCUUGAGGUAGGCGAAGCCAUGUUCCUCAAGGCUGACGACAUCCACGCCUACCUCUCCGGAGACAUCAUCGAGUGCAUGGCCUCGUCCGACAAUGUCGUGCGCGCCGGCUUCACACCCAAGUUCAAGGACGUCGAGACCCUCACCACGAUGCUGACGUAUUCGUACGCGCCCAUCAGCGAACAGAAGAUGGACCCGACAGACUACGCCUACGCAAAACUCAAUGCUGCUGCAUACUCGUCGAACUCGUCGAACACUCUGUACGACCCACCGAUUCCAGAAUUCGCGGUCGUCAGGACAGCGUUGAAGAAGAGCGGCGCAAAGACCACGUUCGACCCAAUUGAUGGCCCCAGCAUCGUGCUGUGCACCAAGGGCAAGGGCACGAUUAGCGUGGGACCCAAGAAGGAGGAGCUGAAGGAGGGGUAUGUCUUCUUUGUCGGCGCGACCGCCGAGGUCGUCAUUGAGAGUGAGACAGACGACGCGGAAGGCUUGGUGACGUUCAAGGCUUUCUGCCAGCUUGAUGAGGCAAAGCAGAAGCUGUAGGAGAGCUGCAUAGCGUCACAUUCUAGCUUGAUGACUUAGCGUGCUGAAAGCUCCCAACUCGACUUAGUGAGAAUCCAUAGCAUAUCACGAAUGAUGAGAAAUGCAUGACCCUCAGA
Messenger RNA from Boeremia exigua, 1569 nucleotides. RefSeq names its product mannose-6-phosphate isomerase. Gene Ontology annotation, biological process: carbohydrate metabolic process; GDP-mannose biosynthetic process. The record is from RefSeq and is a predicted model, not a curated record. NCBI's taxonomy places the organism in Eukaryota, Fungi, Ascomycota, Dothideomycetes, Pleosporales, Didymellaceae. The transcript has 5 exons. Gene Ontology annotation, molecular function: mannose-6-phosphate isomerase activity; zinc ion binding. The coding region runs from base 98 to 1453 and encodes 451 amino acids. Gene Ontology annotation, cellular component: cytosol.